AUGACCUACAAUAGGGUUAGUAGUGGGAGAGGAUCAUCAUCAUCAUCAUCAUCUUGCCAUGGAAAAUGUAGAGGAUUUAGGUUAAAUCUCAGAAGGCUUUACUUCCUGCGCCUGAGGAAAAGGUUCCACUUCUUGCUCAAGCUGUUUGAUAGGUGGAAACUGUCGUAUGCUCAGGCUCUUCAGCUUCUGAAGAAGGUGUUCCGUAGAAAAAGUGGCUUCAAGAGAAACUACAGCAACAGCAGCAGAAGUGGUUUGGUGAGGGAUGAAAGAAUCAAGGGCCAACCUGAUUCUAGGCUAUCAUCUUACGGAAGGAAUAAUUCUUUCUAUGCAGAAGCCAUUGCAGAUUGUCUGGAGUUCAUCAAACGAACGUCUAUUUCUUCCAUUGACCAAAUUCAAGACCCAGUUGGUCAUAUUCAAGAUAGAAACUCGUGA
Molecule: messenger RNA, 432 nt
Organism: Sphenostylis stenocarpa
Lineage: Eukaryota; Viridiplantae; Streptophyta; Magnoliopsida; Fabales; Fabaceae
Source: the annotation of a GenBank genome assembly